Rhinichthys klamathensis goyatoka is the source of this 1043-nucleotide messenger RNA. Its product is annotated as somatostatin receptor type 2. The record is from RefSeq and is a predicted model, not a curated record. The coding region runs from base 3 to 1031 and encodes 342 amino acids. Gene Ontology annotation, biological process: cellular response to glucocorticoid stimulus; neuropeptide signaling pathway; regulation of insulin secretion. Gene Ontology annotation, cellular component: neuron projection; membrane. The transcript has a single exon. Gene Ontology annotation, molecular function: neuropeptide binding; somatostatin receptor activity. NCBI's taxonomy places the organism in Eukaryota, Metazoa, Chordata, Actinopteri, Cypriniformes, Leuciscidae.
AAAUGGAAACGGCAGUGCCUUUGGAAAUGUUUUACGACAACGUGUCGCUUCUAGGUGCCGCGAUAAACAACGUCUACAUCCAGGAGGACUUCGACGCGUUCAGCGUCACCAUGGUCGUGAUGUACCUGGCAGUUUGCAUCGUGGGAUUGGCCGGGAACUCGCUGGUUAUAAUCACCAUCCUAAAGCUGGACAAAAUGUCUUCGGCGACCACCGUCUACAUUUUCAACUUGGCUUUGGCUGAUGGACUUUUCAUGGUAGGACUCCCGUUUAUCGCUAUCCAAAACUUCCAAGACCAGUGGAUCUUCGGAGAUGCCGUUUGCAAGCUGGUUAUGGUUCUAGACGGCAUUAAUCAAUUCACAAGCGUGUUCUGCCUGACGGUAAUGAGUGUUGACCGCUACAUGGCGCUGGUAGACCCGAUGCGAUUCGCUCGUUGGCGGACGCCACGACGGGCGAAGAUCAUCGCUGCAUUAAUGUGGUUUAUCUCUCUAUUUCCCGUGCUUCCAAUGGCUAUUAACUUCUCUGCUAACUACGGUUUGUGCACCGUUGACCCUCACGUCGCAUCUGACACCUGGUGGUUGACCUUUCUCAGCUACACGUUUGUAUUGGGCUUUGCUUUGCCCUUCACCGUGAUGAUUGUGUUUUACACGGCACUGUUAGUGACUCUGAGAAACGCCAGAACGCAAACGUCUUCUUCGCUGGAGAGUCACAGGCUGGAGAAACAGGUUACUAAGAUGGUGGUGGCGGUUGUUUUGGUGUUUGGCGUUUGCUGGCUGCCGUUCUACGUCUUGAACUUUUGCUCUCUGCACCGAACGGAUCUGGCGCCGGAUUUCACACGUGGCUUUGAGUUUGUGGUGCUGCUGUCGUAUUCGUGGAGCUGCGCCAAUCCAAUCCUGUACGCAUGUCUGUCGGAAACUUUUCGAAGGCAUUUCCACGCCCUCCUCUGUCCCCAUAAGAGCUCGCCGACACACUGUGACCGAGACACCGAGGGCUACGUCCUGCGCGACACCAACGUGCAAGGCGUGCUAGCUUAGUGCAUCUGUGUU